Messenger RNA from Rhizopus microsporus ATCC 52813, 2275 nucleotides. Its product is annotated as nucleotide-diphospho-sugar transferase. The coding region runs from base 131 to 1795 and encodes 554 amino acids. NCBI's taxonomy places the organism in Eukaryota, Fungi, Mucoromycota, Mucoromycetes, Mucorales, Rhizopodaceae. Gene Ontology annotation, molecular function: glycosyltransferase activity. Gene Ontology annotation, cellular component: membrane. The transcript is spliced from 8 exons. The record is from RefSeq and is a predicted model, not a curated record.
CCAAAAUUAUUUUUAGUACUACCUUUAUUAAUUUAAAGUCAGAACUCUAUUUAUCUUGAUUUUCUGCAACUGGAUUCAAUAGUUUUGUCUUCUUUCCCCUCUUUCUUUUUUUUUCUUUCUUCAAAACAAAAUGAAUAACAGAUAUUACAUGUUUGCAGUAUCCACAUUUCUGUGCUGCCUAUUAUUACUAUUUACUCUCUAUCCGUCAUUAAGGAUAACUACAUAUUCACCAAAUCAUAGAAAGAAAGAUAUAUUUCAAAUGUUUGACAAGGGACAUGCAUAUGCAACUAUUAUCUGUGAUAAUUCAAUAAUUGAACCCACUCUUGUCUCUAUUUAUUCCCUUCAACUCGCCUUUUCAAAAAAGCCGUCAUCAAAGACAGAUGUCAUUGUGUUAAUACCUGAUUCAAUCUAUAUAGAAAAUGACUCUAUUCAACAAUUAGAAAGGCUUGAUACUAAAAUCAUUAGAACUUCUUUUGCUCAAUCCUCUUGCAUGAACAGUCAACAUGCUUUACUUAACCUAUGGGCCUUGUUUGAUUAUAAGAAGAUUGUCUAUUUUACUCAUGACGUUUUAUUUGAUAAAGACGUAGAUCAAUUAUUUUAUCAAUUACCAAAUUCUGCUAUUCUGUCGAACCAACUCAGCCCUUCUCUUCUCCUACUUGAACCCAGCCCCGAUCAUUUUGAAUCGAUGGUUCGAGACUACAAGACGUCAAAAUCUAUUCAAUUUCAGCUACACAAUACUACGAACAAGUUAUUACAACAUCUUUAUGUCUACAAUGGUCCAAUGAAACCAUGGAACUUUCAUAUGUAUAAUGAUACAGAUUGGUCAAAACAUUAUGAUCCUAUACCUUUCUAUUAUUGGCGUAAAGCAAGUAAUGGUCUAAAGCAUUUUUUGAACCCAGUCUCAGAAUGGCAGAACCAACAAAGGCAAGAUGAUGUAUGCGAUGGUUAUUUGCAAUCCAUAAACAAUAUACACCACUUUACUGUUCAAGAUAAAUUCUCUGUAAUGAUUAGCACCUAUAAUCCAGAAAGAAUAGAACGUAUCUCUCUACUCAUUCGACAUUUACUCAAGUCUGAUAUGGUCCAUACCAUCUACAUCACUUGGCACAAUCCAAAUUUAGAUGUUCCCGCUUCCAUCUAUGAUUCUAUUCAAGAUCAUUCUCGACUUAAAGUACUCAAACAAUCUUAUGAUUCACUCAACAAUAGAUUCAAUCCUGUCGAUGAUUUGAAAACAGAAGCAGUCUAUAUUAUGGAUGACGACAUCUUUAUUGAUUUACAAGACCUCGAAUACGCUUUUAAUGUAUGGAGAUCACGUAAAGAUAGUGUGGUAGGUCAUUUCCCUCGCUUACACAGAUAUGAUCCGGAAACACACCAAGCAAGUUACAAAGUGACUAACAGAGCACCUUAUACUCUUGUUUUAACAAAGAGUAUGUUUAUACGAUCUGAAUAUCUGUUUGCUUAUACAUGUCUAUUGGAGCCUAAAUUACAUGAAUAUGUCGAUCAGGCACUCAACUGUGAAGAUCUUGGCUUUGCCAUGAUGGCAUCUGGCCUUAGUCGUACACCAUCAACAUUUGUAUGUAAUGAAAAACCAAUAGAAGACUUUGGCCGUAAGAAAGGCAUCAGUAUAAAUAACAACCAUAUGCCUGCUCGUGCGGACUGUAUCUCUAACUUUAUUACACAAUUCUGGAAUGAACACGAUCCUCUCUUAAAGUCCUAUGACGCCGUGGCGCCAUUUGCAAGAUCUGUGAUAAAAACCGGAAAUUGGGCAAGAGUAGAAACAAUUAUAUCCAAUGAAUAAUCAAAUAAACGGUUUUGUUUGUUGUCCAGAGCAACACAAAAUGGAAAACGUAGAUCGUACAACCAUAUUGUUACACCAACAUAACAUAGAAAUGUCAUACUUACGAAGUAUACAUAGCAGAACCCGACAUUUGUGUACUAUAAUUUGCAUUUAACACUUUAAUAUUUUAUCCGGCAAACCGAAGAAUUUAUAAUAAAGUAUAUACACAUCAAAAACAAGAGGGCUAAUCCCUCUUUUAAAUACUUGUAUCUAUAAGAAUUGAGCAGAUUGAUGUAAAUAAUCCUUUUCUAACAAAAAAAGAGAUUGAGCUCCCUCUUUAAGUUUGGCUUAAAUAUAUGUGUAUUCUGGCAAGCACCUUUACACUUGUAUAAAAUAUUCAAUGGAACAAAGCAUCAAUAAUCUAUUCAAGACAUAAAGUUAUCUUGUUUUAAAAAAAAAUUGGGACUACAUCUUGUUUGUGUAAAAGAUAACGUAUUAAGG